Molecule: messenger RNA, 1462 nt
Organism: Octodon degus (degu)
Lineage: Eukaryota; Metazoa; Chordata; Mammalia; Rodentia; Octodontidae
Gene: Hes7
Product: hes family bHLH transcription factor 7
Exons: 5
Coding region: 348-965 (205 amino acids)
Biological process (GO): regulation of transcription by RNA polymerase II; anterior/posterior pattern specification; regulation of neurogenesis
Cellular component (GO): nucleus
Molecular function (GO): DNA-binding transcription factor activity, RNA polymerase II-specific; protein dimerization activity; RNA polymerase II cis-regulatory region sequence-specific DNA binding
Source: RefSeq, a predicted model, not a curated record
CCGCGUGGCAGGCGAGAAUUCUACCACUGAACCACCAAUGCACAGAACGAGUAGACUGCUUCUAGUUCUACCUUUGUAGGAAGCAGAGGCUAACGUCACUGGGCGGACAGCAGAGGCCGCAACCUCAGAGAAAGACCGCCAGCAAUGGUUCACGUAGGUGGGGCUCCAGGUCAUUCUUUCUCCCGCCUGGAUCCGGCCACACGGCCAUAAACCCACUCCAUAUGGCUAGGGGCGGCCCCACACCCGGGUGCUAACAGCUCAGGGCCCCAAGCCUCGCGUGCAAGCACUUCGUCCUGAAAUCAUCAAGUGUUCACGCAUCCUGGACAGGGUUAUGCUGUUGGUUUAAGAUGCUGAAGCCGCUAGUGGAGAAGCGGCGCCGGGACCGCAUCAACCGCAGCCUGGAAGAGCUACGGCUUCUACUGCUGGAGCGGACCCGGGACCAGAACCUCCGGAACCCGAAGUUGGAGAAAGCGGAGAUACUGGAGUUCGCCGUGGGCUACUUGAGGGAGCGAAGCCGGGUGGAGCCCCCGGGGGUUCCCCGAUUCCCAGCCCAGGACGCCGAGGCGCUCGCCAGCUGCUACUUGUCCGGCUUCCGCGAGUGCCUGCUCCGCCUGGCGGCCUUCGCGCACGACGCCAGCCCGGCCGCCCGCGCCCAGCUGUUCUCCGCGCUGCACGGCUACCUGCGCCCCAAACCGCCUCGGCCAGAGCCCGUAGAUCCGAGGCCCCCAGUGUCGCGUCCACCGCUGGACCCCGCUGCACCGGCCCUUGGCCCUGCGCUGCACCAGGGUCCCCCUAGUCCGCGCUGCGCGUGGUCCCCAUCCCUCUGCUCCCCUAGCGCCUGGGAUUCUGGCGCGCUGGCGCCCCUCACCGGACUGCUGCCGCCGCCGCCGCCGCCUUACAGACAAGACGGGGCGCCCAAGGCCCCGCCGCUCCCGCCACCCGCUUUCUGGAGACCUUGGCCCUGAGCGCUGCGGGGAUGGGGGCGGGAGUGGGGGCUGGGAGUGGGGUAGAGACUCCAGCCCGAGGGCAGCAGAGGAAUCUGGGCGCCCGGGCGAGGUGUCGGGGAGGGCAGCGGGGCGCGGGGGCUCAGCGCGUGGGUGAGAUGUGGUCUAUAUUAGAGUAUCUAUAUAAAUAUAUAUUUCCUGACUCCUAUCCCUUUUCCCCGACUCCCUCCACCCUGCGCCUAGGAUUGUACCCUCCGCCCCAGUUCAGUCCCAGGCCUUUCCCAAGUCCCUAGUGCAUGGAAUAAACUGGUUAUUAAAUCCCCGUGUGUCCCGGAGCCAGGGGCCUGCCUUUAUCUCGGCGUCCACGCCCACUUUCCUUCCCUUCUGUCUCCUACCCCUAGUCCUGCUCUGCAUGGCCCAAGUCCCGGGCAGACAGGUAAGUAAAGAGAGCAGAGCGGAGACUAAGGUUAGGUCUGAAACCAACUGGGAAACACAGAGAUAGAGUAGGGGGAAAGGGA